Puccinia triticina is the source of this 339-nucleotide messenger RNA. RefSeq lists its product as uncharacterized. The record is from RefSeq and is a predicted model, not a curated record. Lineage: Eukaryota; Fungi; Basidiomycota; Pucciniomycetes; Pucciniales; Pucciniaceae. Bases 1 to 339 code for a protein of 112 amino acids. The transcript has 2 exons.
AUGCACAGCGCCACUGUCAAGCUGGAGCUGAGCAGCCUGAAGUUUGAUCAAUACCGAUAUCUUGUUGCCACCCAAAUGGCCGUGUUGGCAAGACGUGAUCCUGACCCGUUCAAAUCGCUGAGCCUUUGGAACAACAACUUGAAGCAGCAAGAUUGGCAUACAUUCCUCCCGGAGUUCCUGCAGGGUGACUUGAGUGGCACAGGGUCUUUGGGUGCGCCAGAUGACAGGCCUGUCAAGAAGUCUUGGCCCAAUGACCCGUAUACCCUGCAAGACAACCAAGCUCCAACUCAAGCCGCUGACAAUGACAAGCCGCUGUGGACUGAGGAAGAUUUCACCUGA